AGCCGCCAUCACGGCGCAAACCACCCCCCAUCGCGGCUCCUGCAACGGCAAGGGCACUCACGUCAGUGGCAGCGAUGUGCUUUUCGCCCGAGCGGGGCCCGCAUUUUCCGUGAGAGGGGGGAGUGCCGCGCUCGCCGGCGCCGCAGGCUUCCCGCCGUGUGCGUCGUCGGCUUCCUCGUCCUCGAUGUCUACACCGAGGGGCACGGCACGUCCCAGAUCAUUGGGGUACGCGGCGUGGGCAGUCUCUUGAAUUGCCAUGCGCCUAGCAGGAGUUCGCGGGGAAGAGAUUUCGUCUGUGCUUGGGAACGUGGGGUGCAUCUUGUUUCAGGGAUCAGAACGACGCAAUCUUGACGGAGAGCCCCGUCAUCUUGUUCAGCAUUCGUACCAAUAUGAAGUUUCUUUCGGGUUUUCGAGAUCAUCCAAACGAGCAGAUGGAACCAGUACUAUGUUACACAAUCUAGUGUUUCCGAGAUGCUGCAUACGAAAGAUCAUUGUUCAGCCGACGGAGCUGCUAUUGAAAACGGCACGCCAACAUGCACAACAGCUUUGCGACCUUGGUUCUGCAGAAUGGUCGUCGGUCGUGGUGCCAGCGGACCUUCUUUUCAUCGUCAACUAUCGUGCGGCAGGGCUGAAGUACGCUGAGACGGCUGCGGUCCAGGAGUCGAAGGCAACGUUUGGGCCACUUUUUGUGUAGAUCGUGCGAGCCGCUCUCAAGCCUUCGGCCGACGACGAGAAGGUCAAGUGCUCGCUGGUGCCGUCUCAGGUACUCACAUUUUUCAUAAUGUUCAUUGACAGUGCGACGGUGGAGGAUUCGGGUUCGGUUAUUCGUUACUUUCGAGUUCGGAAUUUUUGUAACGAGAGCUUCCAGAGGGCUCAGUUCUGCAUCUCGGACGGAACAAGGAUCGAGGGAACGCACAUCUCGAAGCUGCUGCUGGAGCAAACGAUGGUCCAGGCCAUCGUGUUUCUCGUGAAGUUGGGUACGGCUCCCGCCGGACACUUGGAGACGACCGUGCAGAAGCUGUUCGACCGCUCCAAGCAGGGCAAAGGCAAGGUUCGUGGUAAGUAAGGUUGCAAGCACUCCUGGAACGCAUUCUACAGAAGUAAACACCAGCCACUACCUCGACACCUACGUAUCCGCCCAAUGUCGUCACCUCUCGACGGGCACUUCAUAUUUGGCCAGGACGCUCCCCUCGCUGAGGGAGGCUCGUGUCGCCACUGUCAGGCAAGCGGUUCGAUGGCAUUUCUCACUCCUGGUCGUGGUGGUGGCUACCAGCACUGGUAAUUGGAAGUAUUUCGUAUCAGAUUGGCGCGGACCUCGACUCCGUCCACCCCUCCUGAGCUUGAUGCGGCUCGCCCCGCGCAUCACCAAGGCUCCGACCUUGGUGCUGCGCCCACGCCCCCCUCCGCUGACUUGCUGCUCUCCCCUGUCUUUGGUCCUCCCCCGCUCCCGCGUUCUUGCUCUUCCUCUUUGUCGCCUCUCUCGCCCCGUCGUUCCUUUGUCGUCGUCGUUGCUGGGUUGUGGGCUCUAAUUCGGGAGUGCUCGGGCGCCCCAGGGGUCGGCCUGGGACCUCCCGUCCUGGAGGUUUGGCCCCUGCGGGGCCGAGAGGUUUGCACUUCCCGCCCGCUUGGGUUUUCACUCGUUGCGAUCAGUCUGGCACUCUCAUAGAUUGCAAGGCUGCACGGUGCGUUCGACCUUGUCUUCGAACGUUCUGGGAAGCCCAGGAGUCCGACUGUCAGUGGUUUUGUUGUAGAGCUGUGUAAAGGUAGCAGGAGCAGCAGGCAUGAGAGAUC
Molecule: messenger RNA, 1791 nt
Organism: Prorocentrum cordatum
Lineage: Eukaryota; Dinophyceae; Prorocentrales; Prorocentraceae
Source: the annotation of a GenBank genome assembly